GUUCGAGCUCCACUCUUCCGCUCCACUACUCCCAACUCUACAACAAUGCGUUCCUUCAUUCUGAUCGCCCUCUUCGCCCUGGUCGCUGUGGCUGCAGCUCAAGGUGGACGCCGUGGAGGUCGCGGAGGCCCUCAGGGUGGUCCAGGAGGUCCCCAGGGUGGUCCAGGAGGUCCAGGAGGUCCUCAGGGUGGCCCAGGAGGUCCUCAGGGUGGCCCAGGAGGUCCCCAGGGUGGUCCAGGAGGUCCCCAGGGUGGUCCAGGUGGCCCUCAGGGUGGACCCGGUGGCCCAUGGGGACUGCCUCCCAAUGGAACACUGCCCUCCAACAGCACCACUUCUACCACCGAGGCCAGCACUUCUUCCAGCAGUUCUUCCACUGAGUCUAGCUCCUCUACUGAGUCUAGCUCCACCGAGUCAUCCGCUUAGAUCCUCGGAACUCUGAGCUCCUCGCAAAAGUCAAAAUCUUGUAAAUAAAAAUGAAUUCCUGCAGAAAUUAA
Molecule: messenger RNA, 494 nt
Organism: Drosophila bipectinata
Lineage: Eukaryota; Metazoa; Arthropoda; Insecta; Diptera; Drosophilidae
Product: tenecin-3-like
Source: RefSeq, a predicted model, not a curated record